Cladophialophora yegresii CBS 114405 is the source of this 1095-nucleotide messenger RNA. RefSeq lists its product as uncharacterized. The record is from RefSeq and is a predicted model, not a curated record. The transcript has a single exon. The coding region runs from base 1 to 1095 and encodes 364 amino acids. Lineage: Eukaryota; Fungi; Ascomycota; Eurotiomycetes; Chaetothyriales; Herpotrichiellaceae.
AUGCAAACAUACUAUCCUGAAGAAGACCCGUACUUAAGCCGGUCAUAUGGUCUAAAUGGCAAACACGUCGGCAAGGAGACCUUCUACAAUGCCGAGGACGCAGGCUGGGAGAGAUGUGGGCCAGAAGACGCAGAGCCUGCUCAAGCCAGCUAUGACGCCUUUGACGCCAAAGCCGAUGGAUGGGAAAUGCUCGGACAAAAUGCCCAGAAGAGUGUUCAUCUCGGUGGGCUGGGCAUUUACGACAAUAUUGACGCUCAUGCCAAGGUUGCUAGCCGUGACCCGAAGUCCAAGCAAAACGACGUGGUGAAGGGUCAGACCCUUUCUGCCACGAGGCGCGCCGACCUUAACAAGGCUUGGGAAGUCGUCCCACAUGAACCGGACUGGGAUAUGGUCAACCGGAAGGAAACUCGCGAGGCGCGCCGAGCAACCAAGACGGAUGCUCCAGCGGCUGAAGACUGGGUCAUGUACAACAAGAUACCUGGUGCAGAGGAGGACACGUUCGAAGGCCGGCAUUGCUGGGCGGGCGAACCAGUGCCGCCUACUUCUCAAAGCCAAACCGGCAUGCACGAGCAAACGGCAAUCCAGACGGAGCAGGACGUGGAACCGCUUCCCCCACUGGAGACAACGGAAUCACUUUCUCAAUGCUCGCGCGAGCGACUCCUUCGCUCUCAGAAGGACGGAUCUCAACCUCAAGCUCAAGCUAGUCAGACCACGCCCGCAAAGCCGCAACAUAGCUCGCACAAGGAGCACCAGUCCUGCUUUCCGUCUUGUCAUCCAACCGGUCAUGCCUUGAAGCAUAACCCACUCAAGCAGCGCCCGUUCUCAGCCGAGGAGAAGGAUCUGCCCUUCCUCGCUCCUCCUACGCCCUCGCAAGCAAGCACCAUGCAAACUUCGGCGAGGCCGGAAUAUCCUCAUAUUAUCCAAAACUUGCGCGCCGCGUCCGUGAUGGAGCGAGAGUCUCCGCAACAGAAUACAGCGGCCGCGGCCAGCGAGGCUGCUGCUCGACGCACGGAUGAGCGGUUCGCCCGGACAGAGCGCGUGCCUUUCGACUGGUAUGGAAUUACCUACCGCGCGAAUCCUCGUCGAUACCGGUAG